GAAGCCACCAAAGGUCAGUUAGUGUUUUCAUUUUCAGAUCAUAAACGGUCUCAGAAGCAUAUGUUUGAUUCAUUUUCCACUAGAGGUUCGGACCAUCUGAGAGAUGUCUUCGGCCACAUGGGUCUUCGUGAUAAAGACAUUGUUGCCUUGUCUGGUGGUCACACCCUGGUGCCACAAGGAGCGUUCUGGAUUUGGAGGGAACUUCUCAGUGGAGAGAAAGAAGGCCUUAUCCAGCUACCAACAGACAAAGCUCUUCUUGAGGAUCCUGUCUUCCGCCCUCUUGUUGAGAAAUAUGCUGCAGAUGAGGAUGCAUUUUUUGCCGAUUAUGCUGAGUCUUAUUUGAAGCUCUCAGAGCUAGGAUUUGCAGAUGCUGACUAAGGUAGAAAUGAUGUGUUAUGCUGGAAGUGCAGAGUUGGUGUGGAUUGUGAUGUGUUAUGCUACCUUUGUGAAUUGACUGUAGAUGUAAUACAAUGAUAAGUAUGGG
Rubroshorea leprosula is the source of this 484-nucleotide messenger RNA. Lineage: Eukaryota; Viridiplantae; Streptophyta; Magnoliopsida; Malvales; Dipterocarpaceae. The record is from the annotation of a GenBank genome assembly.